GUGCAUAAAUACCAAGUCUAUUGAUAGUAAGAUUAGUCUUAACAAAGCGACUGUAGACCAGAGGUCGUCACUAUAGAGACGACCAAGCACUGAAAAGGUCCUACUGAAAAUCAAAUACACACACACUGGGAAGGUAAAAGAAAAAGUUGGUGAAUUUCUCCUAAAGUAUCAUCAUGAGUGAUCACGAAGAACAGAAUGCUGUAAAUGAAGAGCAGAACAACAAGGAGGAACAACAGGAAAACAAUAAAGAGGAUAGUGGUAGCAAAAAGUCCACGCCACGGGGCAAAAACAAAACAAACAAGGAAGACAAGAGUGAAGAUGGAAAAGACAAGAGGAAGGAGUAUUUCAAAGAGGAACUCAGGCGCUUACAAGAGAGUCUUGAAAGAGAAGCAGAGAAGAUUGUUCCACCUGAAGAAAAGGAGUACACUCCUUACAUAUUCAACACCCUUGAGCCAUACUAUAACACAAAAACAGCAAAGUUCAUUGUUGAGCUGCCUGAAGGUCAACGUCACGACUAUGCUAUGAGGGAGACAUCUAUUGGUUUGUGUGACCCAUGGGAAGACCUUAAGAUGGACAAAACUGUUGGAGAACACAUAGAACCAAAACCUUUCCGAAAGGAUGAAAAAUCACCUCGAGACAAUAAGGAACGUCCACCAAAAGAGGGCAGCACCAGGCUUCCUAAAUACCCUGCUGUAGCAAUGGAUACAAAAGAAAUAAGUAACAAGAAAUUAAACUAUGCCGAUGUCCCUGAAAUAAGGGAAGAAAUCAAGGUAAAGUUUGGAAGAAAUGCAGACCAGAAAGUAAAUGCUGAUUAUACCAGGACAAAACAGGACUUUUUCCGUAUGGAACUUGACAAAAUGGAGGAAGUUGCACCUUCAAGUCGACCAAAUAUGCGUAAAGCUUACUUUGCUUAUCUCCAAAACACUCCAGGAUCUAAGAAAGCUAUACACGAGUGUAUGAAAGAAUUGGAUACUAAAGACGAUGAAAAUGAGGACAAUAAAAGUGAAAAGAAUUCUGCUCCAAAUAGUGCAAGAUCAAAGAAAUCAUCAACUGAUUCAGCUCGGGGAAGUAAAUCAGAUAAAAAAUCAGCACCCAAUUCAGCACGUUCAAAUAAAUCAGAGCAAAGUCAGAAGGCAUAAUUAUUAUAGUAUACAAUGAUAUGGAGGACAUUCAUACAGUAUUUUGCAACUAUAUCUUUAUCAUAUCAUAAUGAUGCAAACAGGGCAAAAUUCAGUACAUUAGGUAUAGAGAAUAUUAAACUGUUAAACAAGUUGAUUAUAAAAACAACAUUCAAUAUGUGAAGACAGGUAUACCAUAAUGAGUGGUUGUGACAGGGCAACCUUUAG
Owenia fusiformis is the source of this 1346-nucleotide messenger RNA. NCBI's taxonomy places the organism in Eukaryota, Metazoa, Annelida, Polychaeta, Sabellida, Oweniidae. The record is from the annotation of a GenBank genome assembly.